AUGGCAACAAAGAACAACCCUAGCCCCAUGCCCAUGGGCACGGCUCAGGGUGACCCCGGAGAGGCUGGAGCACUGUCAGCUUCUGAUGUUAGCAUCCGGGACACAGGUUCAGCCAUGCAGCUGAAGGUGAAGCCCAGGAAGGUGCGUAAGAUCAAGGCUCUCAUCAUCGAUCUGGGCUCUCAAUACUGUAAGUGUGGCUAUGGGGGAGAGCCGAGGCCCACCUACUUCAUCUCCUCCACUGUGGGCAAGCGCUGCCCUGAGGCAGCCCAAGCGGGCGACACCAGCAAGGAGACCUAUGUGGGUCACGAGCUGCUCAACACCGAGGUGCCGGUCAAGCUGGUUAACCCCCUAAAGCAUGGCAUCGUGGUGGACUGGGACUGUGUCCAGAACAUCUGGGAGUACAUCUUCCACACAGCCAUGAAGGUUCUCCCGGAGGAGCAUGCUGUGCUGGUCUCCGACCCUCCGUUCAGCCCCAUCAGCAACCGGGAGAAGUAUGCAGAGCUCCUGUUCGAGACCUUCAGCAUCCCCGCCAUGCAUGUAACAUCCCAGGCACUGUUGUCCAUUUAUUCCUAUGGCAAGACCUCAGGGCUGGUGGUGGAGAGUGGGCAUGGCGUCUCGAACGUUGUGCCCAUCUCAGAGGGCGAUGUGCUGCCGGGCCUGACCAUGCGCACCGACUAUGCUGGGAGCAACCUCACCAACUACCUGAUGCAGCUGCUCAAUGAGUCGGGCCACAAGUUCUCAGAUGACCACCUACACAUCGUGGAACAUAUCAAGAAGAAGUGCUGCUACUCGGCGCUCAUUCCUGAUGAGGAGCUUCGCCUGCCCCUGGAGGAACUGCGUGUUGACUACAAACUCCCAGAUGGCGAACUCAUCACCAUUGGCCAGGAACGCUUCCGGUGCUCGGAGAUGCUCUUUAAGCCCUCCCUGGUGGGCUGUAGCCAGCCGGGUCUCCCUGCACUGACGGCUGCCUGCCUGGGCCACUGCCAGGAAGCAGGUUUCAAGGAGGAGAUGGCUGCUAACGUGCUGCUGUGUGGGGGCUGCACCAUGCUAGAGGGCUUCCCUGAGCGCUUCCAGAGGGAGCUGAGCCUCCUCUGUCCUGGUGACAGUCUAGCUGUGGCUGCCGCUCCGGAGAGGAAGACCUCCGUGUGGACCGGAGGCUCCAUCCUAGCCUCCCUGCAGGCCUUCCAGCAGCUCUGGGUCAGCAAGGAAGAGUUCCAGGAGCGAGGCAGUGCCGCCAUCUACAGCAAGUGCUAA
Chrysochloris asiatica (Cape golden mole) is the source of this 1254-nucleotide messenger RNA. RefSeq names its product actin-like 7B (gene ACTL7B). Bases 1 to 1254 code for a protein of 417 amino acids. The record is from RefSeq and is a predicted model, not a curated record. Lineage: Eukaryota; Metazoa; Chordata; Mammalia; Afrosoricida; Chrysochloridae. Gene Ontology annotation, cellular component: nucleus; cytoplasm. The transcript has a single exon.